Molecule: messenger RNA, 540 nt
Organism: Pistacia vera
Lineage: Eukaryota; Viridiplantae; Streptophyta; Magnoliopsida; Sapindales; Anacardiaceae
Product: glycine-rich cell wall structural protein 1-like
Exons: 4
Coding region: 1-540 (179 amino acids)
Source: RefSeq, a predicted model, not a curated record
AUGUCUUCAUCAAGUAGCCACAACAUUGAUCGCAUGUUCGACUCUCCAACGGGCUCAGCGGUUCUCAGGGAUGUAAUCCCUGAGAUCUCUAAGGACGUCAUUGCAUGGAGAUUAGAUCCUGAUGUGGCGGUUGGAGCCGAAGGUGGUGGAGGAGGUGUAAGUGGAGGUGGAGGCUUUGGUGGUGGUGGAGGAGGAGAUGUUAGAGAUAGUUCUAGUGAAGGUGGAGGCUUUGGAGCCGGGGGCAGUGAUGGUGGCGGGGCUAAAGGUGAUAUUGAUGGUAGUGGUGGAGCAAGAGGAGGAGGUGGAGUUGGUGGUGGUGGUUUUGGUCAUGGUGAAGGCUUUGGUACUGGAGAAGAUGGUAUUGGUGGUGUUGGUAGUGGUGUUGGAGGAGGAGGUGGUGGUGGUGGUGGUGGGGGUGGGGGUGGGGGUGGAGGUGGGCAAGGACUGGGCUCAAUCGAUCCCGAGUCUGGGCCCAAUGGGUCCGGUCCCAUUGGGACCAAGCUCAUUUUGGCUGGGACAGUUGUAGGAGAUAAAAAGUAA